AUUUUUCUGUAAAUAUUCAGUCUGGUUCUUUACUGAAAGAUGUUUUAACCUCCUUCGUCUUUUCUGAAGCCUUUUCGUUCUGCUGCCGGAUCGGGGGAUCUGUGAAGGAAUCUGGCAACCCCGCCUCCUGUUUUCACGCGCGGGAAAACCAAACCGAACUUCCGGUGUGGAUUUGUAGUUUAUUGACACGGUGGCGCGCGGAUCCGACGCUCUGUGUUUAAAGGGCAGUAGAGAGUAUAACCGUAACCGCGCUGUUAGCGUUUGCAUGUCGCCUCGCUUUACGGCAGGAAAAGUGACGUAAACUCGCGUUUGUCGUGUCUUCCCUCCUUAAACAGACCGCGGAGGCGCUCGCGGAGCCCGAACCGGACAUGGAUCGGUACGACGAAGUGAAAAGUUUGCUGAAACGCUGGGAGCUGCAGUUCCUGGGAGAGCACCGGAGGAAACCCUGCAAGGAGGAUGUUGACCAGGCGCCUGAAGACAUCCGAGGUCUGUACCGGGACUACCGGACCUUAAAGCGAGCCAAAGAGCAGAGCGGCAGCCAUGACCCACAGAGCCAGCUUCUCCCCGGUUCUGCUGAACCCCCGGCGCCUCCGAAGGACUCCGACUGCUGGGGGUCACACCUGAACCGCAGAGCAAUGCCAGGUCCUCCCCCCAAACUGACUCAGCAGGACAGAGACGGUCUCCAGGCUUCUUCUCAGUAUUAUGGCCUGAAGCUGAAGAACAACCUGGCUGCUCUGAGGAAGGAAACACCUUCUGUGUUGAAGAAGCCGAAGCUCACUGGAAGAGUUCCUUUGAGCUUCCUAAUGGAUGACCGGACCAAAUCCAAACCCAGUUCUGGUUCUGCUGGUGCUGUGCUGACGGUCAGGGCAGAACCUCCAUCCAGCCCCCUCAGAAGGAGGACGCCACCCUCACCACUUCCUCAGACCUGUUCUCCAGCGGAGCCUGAGGAACCUUUCAGAGCAUUUGAGGCUGAACCUGGAGAUGCUGUGAGGAGCUGCAGGAGAGAUGAACCUGCUGGAAGUUUCAGCUCUGCUGUGGAGGAGGAGACCAGAGGCUCUCCUGGAGCUCCAGGAGGUGCCCGUCCUCCUGGAGCUCCAGGAGGUGACGGUCCCCCUGAGGAAUCGGGAGGUGACGGUCCUUCUGAAGCUCCAGGAGGUGGCCGUCCUCCUGGAGCUCCAGUAGGUGGCGGUCCUCCUGGAGCUCCAGGCAGCAGAGGAACUUCUCACAGGAACGUGGACUCUGGAACGUCGGCUGUCUUUGAGGCUUGUCCAGCGUUCCUGAAAAGGAGCGUGGGAGCCGGCGUAGGAUGGCCCACUCCUGCCAGGAGGCUGAGCGUGGUGGACAGGAAGUGGUUACAGAGGUGUCAGGUGUUUGGAGAGAUGUCUGUGGAGGAAAGACCUGCAGCAGGUAACCAGGAAAUGAAACCUGAAGAAAGACUGGAAGAAAACGGGACGGAAAAUGACGGCAGAGGGAAGGAAAAAAAAGAUGGAGGGAGAGAAGGUGGAGCGGAAACGGAGAUGAAACCCGUCCGUGAUCUGGAAACUCCUCAGCUCCAAAGACGGAAGAAGAGAGGAGACAGGAAGCAGGAGGAGGACCUGACCAGAGGAGGCGUGGCCUCUGUUACUCCUCCCGAUGACGGAUCCCUGAAGUCCAAAAAGACUCAGAGGAAGAGGCAGAGACAGGAGGAUAAGCCGGAGGAAGGAGGGCAGCAGAAGAAGAAAAGGAGGAGUGCUCCACAGGAGCCCCCUAGACGAGAAGAGGAGGAGAAACGAGAGCGCCCCCGUGAGCCUCCCAGAGAGAACCUGCUGGGAGAAAUCCAGGAGGAGUUUGUGACCAAAGGGUUCCGGACGCCGUCUGCUAAACCCAGCAGUGCGGCCAAAGGAGCGGAAGGGAACUUUGUGAAGAUUAACCUGAAGAAGAAGUCACACGUCAAAGGAUACGCGCUGAGGGGGCAGGGCUUACGCAGACAGCUGUCUCUGCAGAAGUUCCAGAUGAAGGGAGAGCGCUUCGGUGGUGGGGGCGGACGCUUUGGCAGAGGAAGGAGGGGCGGCUUCAGGGGAGGGGCUAGUCGUCAUGGUGACACCUGCUUCAGGUGUGGGGGGACCGGACACUGGGCCACGGACUGCAGAGGACCAGUUCCCCCACCGCCGGAUCCUGAAGAACCACCUGCUGCUGAGGAGGAGGAGCCUUUUGAACUACCCACGCUGGAAGAGGUUGCCAGGGCAACAGGAACGCUGCAGUCGGGAACGGCAGACUCUCGGCAUCAUCUGGAAAAAGCAGAGACCACCCACCAUGAAGAUGAGGCUCUGCUGAAUGUGAUCCGACCGGAUUAUGAAUGUCCGGCCCCCCCUCCACCCAUGGAGCCUCUGUACGCCCUCACAGAGGAUGGGAAAGUUCAGGAAACUCCUGAAGCGGUCUACGCUGCUUUACGGGACCUCGGGUACCAGUCGUUCCGAGCAGGACAGGAGGAAGCCAUCAUGAGGAUCCUUUCAGGUCUGUCUACCCUGGUGGUGCUGUCCACUGGGAUGGGGAAGAGUCUGUGUUACCAGCUCCCAGCGUACCUGUACGCUCAGAGGUCCAGAUGCAUCUCUUUGGUCAUUUCUCCUCUGAUCUCUCUGAUGGAUGAUCAGCUGUCGGGUUUACCAGCCAAGCUCAGAGCCGCCUGCAUCCACUCCAACAUGACCAGGAAGCAGAGGGAGGCGGCCAUCGAGAAGGUGAAGUCCGGCCAGGUCUGCUUCCUGCUGGUGUCUCCGGAGGUUCUGGUCGGCUCAGCCGGUUCAGGAGCAGGAUGUCUGCCUUCCGCUCAGGAGCUCCCCCCAGUGGCCUUCGCCUGCAUAGACGAGGCUCAUUGUGUGUCCGAAUGGUCGCACAACUUCCGUCCUUGUUACUUAAGGCUGUGUAAGGUGCUGCGGGAGCGCCUCGGCGUGCAGUGUUUUCUGGGACUCACGGCCACCGCCACGCUGUCCACAGCUCUGGACAUCGCCCGGCACCUGGGCAUCAGCGACCAGCAGGGCAUCUCGGUGCGGUCUGCAGCGGUGCCGCCAAACCUCAACCUGUCUGUGUCCAUGGACCGAGAGAAGGACCAGGCUCUGGUCUCCUUGCUGAAAGGAGAGCGCUUCGGAUGUCUGGACUCCAUCAUCGUGUACUGCACCAGAAGGGAGGAGACGCUGCGCGUGGCGGCGCUGCUCAGGACCUGCCUGCAGGGGGUGCUGUUGAGCAGCGGCGGCCUCGGCAGCCAGACCGACCCUGCAGCUCAGAGGAAGAAGGAGCUGGCCAGGAAGAAGAUCCGGAAACCGCUGAAGUGGUUGGCCGAGUCGUACCACGCCGGCAUGUCGGCGGCCGAGCGCCGGCGUGUGCAGAACAACUUCAUGUGUGGAGAGCUGCGGAUCGUCGUGGCAACCGUGGCGUUCGGCAUGGGCCUGGAUAAGUCUGACGUGCGCGGCGUCGUCCACUACAACAUGCCCAAGAGCUUUGAGAGCUACGUUCAAGAAAUCGGGAGGGCAGGGAGAGACGGAGAACCAGCUCACUGCCACCUGUUUCUGGAUGCAGAGGGCGCAGACCUCCGGGAGCUCCGCCGUCAUAUCUACGCCGACACGGUGGACUAUUACACCAUCAAGAGGCUACUUCAGAGGGUUUUCCCAGCAUGCACCUGCAGACGGCUGCAGCAGCACCAGCAGGGACGCUGGAAGGACGUUGAAGACUCGGAUCUGCUGGAGGUGAUGAAGGAACAUGAGCAGGAGAACGGGCCGGACCGGGCCGCCCUGCAGGUCCGGACAGAAGGUUCUGGAGCUCAGGAGAACGAGCCGGACCGGGCCGACCUGCAGGUCCGGACAGAAGGUUCUGGAGCUCAGGAGAACGAGUCGGACCGGGCCGACCUGCAGGUCCGGACAGAAGGUUCUGGAGCUCAGCAGGCUGUGAUUGAAGAUGUGGAUCAGGAUCUCGCUGCAUUAGGACACGCCUCCAUGGAGGAUGGAACAGGAAGAGCAGAUCUGACCACGAGGGAGUGGCGCGGCGGCGUCUGGCCUGAACGACGAGCCUGCUGCACCCACGAGAGGGCGAUCCCCAUCCAGGAGGUGGUGGAGGCUCUGGACGUCCCCGAGGAAGGUGUGGAGACGCUGCUGUGCUACCUGGAGCUGCAUCCUCAGCGGUGGGUGGAGCUUCUGCACCCCACGCUGUCUGUGUGUAAAGUCAGUUGCUACGACGGACCCAAGCAGCUCCAGAAGGUCACCAAAAUCUGUCCUCCAGUUGCCGUGGUGCUGGCCCGGAAGAGGAUGGCCGGGGAGCGGGUGGAGCGGUGCGACCAGGUGGAGUUUGAUGUGGUGGAAGUGGCUGACAUUAUGGGUUGGCAGCUGCCGCUGGUGAAGCGGGGGCUGCGGCAGCUGCAGUGGAGCACAGACAGAGCCGGCGGGCGGAGCGGGGUGCUCGUGGAAUUCUCCGCCAUUUCGUUUUACUUCCGCUCCUACGGAGAUCUGAGCCCCGAGGAGAUGGACGUACUCUGCCACUUUCUCCACGGCCGCGUUCAGGAGCAGGAGAGGACACGGCUGCAGCAGCUGACCGCCUGUUUCAAGGCCUUCAGAAGCGUUGCCUUUCAGAGCGUUCUGUCCUGCGUUCAGCAUCUGGACAGGAGCCGCAGCCAGCAGCUGAAAGCUCUGCUGUCCGAGUAUUUCGACAGGAAGAAGGAAAGGGGUGGAGCCGUCCAGCUGGAGGAGGAGCCAGAGGACCUGGACACAAACGAGCUGCUGGACUGGGAGGAGCAGGUCAGAACCGACAUCAGGAGGUUCCUCGCUCUGCGGAGCGACGAGAAGUUCUCUGGACGAGCCGUCGCCAGGAUCCUCCACGGCAUCGGAAGUCCCCGUUAUCCUGCCCAAAUCUACGGCAGAGACCGCCGGUUCUGGAGGAAGUACCUUCACCUGGACUUUAACCGCCUGAUCCAAAUGGCCACGCAGGAGAUCAUCGGCUUCAAGUGACGGUUCCGUUUGUUGUUCUGGUUGAUAUUUGACAUUUUCUCUGUGUUUAUUCAGUGGCUGUAAAUAAUAAAAUCUGAUGUUUUUAUGUUGUUGAA
This is a messenger RNA of Oryzias melastigma (Indian medaka), 5062 nucleotides long. RefSeq names its product RecQ helicase-like 4 (gene recql4). Gene Ontology annotation, cellular component: cytoplasm; chromosome; nucleus. The record is from RefSeq and is a predicted model, not a curated record. The transcript is spliced from 28 exons. Gene Ontology annotation, biological process: DNA replication; telomere maintenance; double-strand break repair via homologous recombination. Bases 369 to 4967 code for a protein of 1532 amino acids. NCBI's taxonomy places the organism in Eukaryota, Metazoa, Chordata, Actinopteri, Beloniformes, Adrianichthyidae. Gene Ontology annotation, molecular function: nucleic acid binding; 3'-5' DNA helicase activity; ATP binding.